GUCGGUCAGAUACAUGCUGCGGUAGGAUUCCAUUAGGGGAUUCUAGUGUAGACACUAUCUGCCUAACUAAUGAGUGGGUCAGAUCAUGUUGAUGAUAGAGCUGACAAUAGGAGACUUACACGUUCAGAUGCAUUAAGGGUUUUGCACGUGUUCAGGACCUUAGACGAGGGAGAAGAAAGACGGCUUCGUGCCGAACGUAGAGCCCGUGCUCUAGCAGCAGGACUACAAGAAGCAGACAAAGUAUCAAGAGAGCGGGCAACAGCAGCCAGAGCAGCAGCAAUGGCUAACGGCGCAAGCUCUGCUGCGUCAUCGUCUGCGUCCUUGUCAGGGAAUAGUGGAACUCAGUUGGGAAUGCCACUGAGUUCCACAAGUUCCUCGGGCACUUCCGGUUCAACAGGUGCUAGACAGUCUUCUAGUCAAAUGGCGGGCUCGCAGUUCAACCCGUUGACCCCACGUGAGAGGGAGCUCAGGGAGAUCCAACAGGUCGAGAGGCUCCGCCAGAAGUUAGAGGAGGGCCUGAAAAAGGCAACCGAUAGAGAAAGAGAGAUAAAAAGUAGAGCGGCCAGACUUGAUACGUUAGAGGCUGACAAGGCUGCGUUAGAGGGAUUGGACGAAACGUGUUUGUCUAACCCCCUGAAAGUGUUGAAGAACGACAUGUUGUCACUGCAUGCGCACGUUGACAGCAGGAUGGACUUCAUGAAGAGCACUUUGGACCAGAUCGUGGAUGCAUUGACAAAGCUAGGAUUCCGGCCACCAGCACAAUCGUCGUUGCCGUUAACGGCGAUGUCAGGCCCCUUUCCAGUACAAGUUGGCACACAGCCAAGUGGUACGUCUGCAGCAGUCUCACAGACUGUUGCGUCCUCUUCUUCGGGUCCAGCGGUGAUUGAUGCAUCACAGCAACAACCUGUUCCUUCACAGGGACAACAGCAAGGUCAAUGGUAUCCUAAGACCCCGAUGAAACCGCCUCUUGCCUUCUCAGGUGAGAGAAAGGAUGAGGAACUCAACACAUGUUUGAGAACGAUCCCGAUUUCGGUGAAGGCAAAGAGGACCUUGCCUAAGGACGAAGUGGUAACUGCUGCAUCCUACCUAGAGGGUAAGGCAGCCAAGUGGCUAGAUGCAGUAGUUGUAAAGGCCGGGUACGGGAGACGCAUGGCAGACUGGGCUAAGUCAUUGACGUUAGACCAGUUCAUGGAGAUGGUAGAAGCUCGAUGGCAUAACCCACAGGAGGCUCAAAGGGCCACUGAUGCCAUUAACAAGCUGGACCAACGAAAGUUCAAGUCGGUCAGAGAGCUUACGACUACCGUUGAGAGCCUGAUCCUCGUCCCAGGCAUCGACUACAGUCACCAAUUCCUGCUAACUACGUUUGUUAGAUGUUUUCCAGAGAACAUCAGGAACUUACUAGCCAGCGAGGCACGCACUGUCUACCAUUCGUUUGAGACAUUGUCUAGGAAGGCCUUAGAUCUAGAGGCCACUCCAGGCAAUGCUCAACCCACCUCACAGAGUGACUCAAAGAAGAAGAAGAGUCCUCAGGAGUGGAAGAAGGGAGCAAAGUUGAUAAUGGUUGACUCCAGGGAUGUCACGCGGGGAACCCCGGGGGCGAAGCCGGGGUGGCUGAAGACCCUUGAUAUCCAGCUCAACGACAUCACGGCGUUUGUCACGGAUUCUGCGGGUGUGAACGUGUCCGCCAUGCAGAUAUUCGAGGAGGACGAAACCGUCAAACAUAUUUUUUGGAUUCGGUGUGUGGCACAUGUUAUGGACCUCAUCUUGGAGGACAUUGGGUCGAUUGGAUGGGUGGCAUCACGCAUUGCUCAGGCGCGACUCGUCACGAAGUUCUUCAAGCGCCACAGUCACGCACGCGAGGCUUUGGAGAAGAAGACGAAGCUGAAGUUGUUGCUGCCCGCAGAGACUCGUUUCGGCACCAACGUCAUCAUGAUCAGGAGAUUGUUGGAUCUGCAGACCCAUCUCAUGCAGGUCGUUACCGAGGACCCAUGGCGCGACACUGUUUGGGCCACGCGGAAGGUCGGUCAGGAUGCCGCCGAGAUCACAACAUGUGUGGGGUCUCCUCCAUGGUGGGAGGAUUUGAGGCGUUUGUGUAAUAUCAUGGACCCGGUCAUGGAGAUGCUGCAGAUGCUGGACAGUGACACACGGCAGAUCAACAAGGUCCUGCGUCGGUAUGAGAUGAUGAUCGCAUCCUGUCUUACCGCGUGCGACUCCCUCACCGUGACAGAGCAGGAUGAGAUCCUUGAGGUUUUCAACAGGCGGCGCACCAUGUUCCGUACUCCAGUGCACAUAGCGGCCAUGAUGCUUGAUCCUGAGUUUCGGGAUGCCACCCUGUCAGACGACGAUGUGAUGCAGCAGGGGUUGAUUGCCGCUUUGGUUCAGUUUGGCUACCCCGAGGGAUCUCCGCAGCUCAUCGAGGUGCUCACCGCGAUCGACAAGUUCCAUGCCAGGGAGAGGCUUUUCGACAAUGCCACGACGGAUAGAGCGAUGAGGAGCUAUGAGCACCCGUCCAGUUUUUGGGAGUCGAAGUCGCGCAGGUUUCCACACACCGCACACUUUGCCAUGAGGAUCCUGCGCGUUUGGACGACAGCGUCGCCCUGUGAGAGAGCUUGGUCCCGUUGGAGUUUCAUCCACUCGAAGACUCGCAACAGGUUGGAGGUUGGACGGGCUGAGAAGCUCGUGCGGUGCCAUUGGAACCUCCGUCUUCUCGACCAUCCAUCUCUGACCGAGGAUGCUCCUCACGACAGACCCGAUCAAUUCGGGAAGUGGGUUCACUAUUGGCAGCAUUUGGAGGACGAGUUGCCCACUGACCAACAGCUUGUUGCGGGGAGUGGAGCGAGAUUGGCAGCCACACAGGAGGAGAUGAGUGUGGCGAGGGAGCGGAUGCACAGUGUUUCUCGCAUGGGCACCGAGCGCCGCCUUGUCCAAUCGGACAAGAGACGACGUGGACGUGUUCGGGGUCGUGGCGGGCAUGGUGGGCGUGGGGGGCGUUCUGGUCGUGGACGAGGUGGGCGUGGAUCAGCGGGCGGGAUAUGUCCUCGUAGUGAGCAACCUGGGCUGCGUGAUGAGGCGAUGGUCGACCUUAUUCGUUUCCCUCGACAACAUUGGGACGAGGGUGAUUUUUUGUAUCACAGCUCCGAUAGCGAUGACGAGGAUUUCUUCUGUACCGCCAUGCCGCGAGGCGGAGAGGACGACGGCAAGCCGAACGACGACCGUCCGGAUGAUGACGAUAGUGAUGAUGGAGCGGGCGACGGUCGGGACCCUCGAUCGUUGAGACGAGGUGGUGGCACUGGUGGGAGAGGUGCUGUUGCACCACGAGAUGCAGCACGUGAUGGCGGAGGAUUAGACGUCGUCCACGGUGGAGGCGGCUCAGGCGGGCCACAGGCCGAGGAUACCGGAGCAGCGCUGGAGCGUACACGUGCGGAUGUGGCUAUGGACGCCGAGCAGCAUGCGGGAGUGGUCGUUGUCGACGGCGGAGGCAGCAGGGAUGGACAGGCCAGUCCCCCGCAUGGCUCAGGCUAUGAAACGCGAUUGAGUGUUUCCAUGGAUUUCAUGGACACUCUUGUGACCAGCAAGAGUUGUAAGAGGCACAUUUUCGUCAUCAUUUACCGAUUCACCAAGUACGCUAGACUAAUACCAAUGCAAGAGACAGCCAGGACAGAAUACGUCAUCAAGUUGUCCAAGGACAACUGGGUAAGGGACUUUGGUUUACCAAAGACCACCAUUAGUGACCGAGACGUCCGAUUUACAAGUGAGCUGUGGAAGAAGACUGCGGAACAGAUGGGCAGUCAACUUCAAAUGACUUCAGGAAUCAUCCCGAAGCCAACGGACAAGCCGAACAGAUGAAUAGAGUUGUACAGCACUUGUUGAGGCAUUACAUCAAGCCCAGCCAGGAUGACUGGGAUGAGCAGUUACCUCUCAUCGCCAGCCUGUACAACAACGCUAUACAUARCAGUACCGGCGUCAGUCCUAACCAGCUGCACUUAGGAUGGAAGCCUAGAUCAGCAUUAGACUUCGUCCUACCUGAAGACCGACCUGCUGCAACUCCAAGCACAUUUGAAUACGGUGUGCAAUAUGAGAAGUUGCUGCAAGAGGCUGUUGAACAUAUGAAGAAAGCUCAGCAAGCCAUGACUGCUUCUGAGAAUCAACAUCGCAGACAGUC
This is a messenger RNA of Chara braunii, 4162 nucleotides long. The record is from the annotation of a GenBank genome assembly. Lineage: Eukaryota; Viridiplantae; Streptophyta; Charophyceae; Charales; Characeae.